GUUUGAGCUGACAACAUGAGGUGCUUAGCUGUCCUAGUUUUGGUCGCGGUUGCGCGGGGCAUGCCCACCGCGGAAAAGGAAGAUCAGGGGAUCGUUGGGAGUGUUAUGGGUGUGGUGAAGGAGUGUUCCGAAGGCGAUGUGUCUUUGUGUUUGAAGGAGAAGGCAUUAAAGUAUGUGGAGACGUUAUCGUCAGCGCGGGAGUUGAGUCUGACUGACGGAGUGACCUUAGUCGGGAACGGGUCUCCGAGGUCUGCUCGUGCCCUGGAUCCUCUGCCUGAGGAGCCUCGAGCCAGGGAAGCGCUCGUGGAGUCCCGGCUGGUGGACUCUGCUGCUGAUCUGUUGGAGAACCAUGUCAUCCAGUUUAAGCUGCCGUCCUUCGCUGUCGAGGGCAUGAGGAGGUCGCUCGAAGAAGCUCGUGGCAAAAAGAAGAAGAUCAAGCAGCUUCUGCCCCUUCUAGCUCUCGCUAAGUUGAAGAUCACCGCUCUCAUCCCCCUGUUCCUUGCCAUCAUCGCCUUCGCAGCCACCAAAGCCCUGCUCCUCGCCAAGGUGUCCCUCCUCGUCGCCGGUAUCCUCGCCCUGAAGAAGCUUCUGGCCAGCAAGCACCAUGAGACCAGCUAUGAAGUCGUGGCCCACCCUCAUCAUGAUGAACAUUACGCCAGCAGCGGACAUGGCUGGGGACGAUCCAUCGAUGACGCCCAGAACCUCGCCUACGGCGCUCACGUCAAGUCUGAUCCCCCUUUCCAAAAAUCUCGCAAAUCCGUGUUAAUACGUUUUAAUGCUCAAAACUUUGACUAUUUACAUUUCGUCAUACGUCCCACUCGGGGCGUGACAUAUGAGCGAAGGAGGGGGCCGCAAAAUAAAACUGACGAGUGCCAAGCAUUUCCUAACAAUUGUACAUUCGCCGUAGAGAUGAAAGCGUUCGUGGCAUUCGUGGCAUUCGUGGCCGUGGCCCAUGGCCUGCCCAUGGUCAAGGAGGAGAGUUUCAUGGACAAAUUCAUGGCCAACCUGAGGGAGUGCGUGGAAUCCGACACCGCGCUGUGUUUGAAGGAGAAGGCAAUGAAAUAUACAGAAAACUUGGCUGUCUCCAAGGAACUCAGCGUCGCUGAUGGAAUCAUGACCUUCUCAAGGACCGGUAGCCCCAGGUCUGCCCGAAGCUACGAGCCUUUACCUGAUGACUCCAAGGCCAGGGAGACGGCGGUGGAAGACAGGAUCCUGGACAACGUUGUAGAUUUCUUGGACGGCCAUGUCCUGACGCUGAGGAUGCCUAAGUCCUUCACUGAAGACAACUCGGUUGAAGAGGAAGGCCGUGGCAAGAAGAAGAAGAAGCUGAAGAAGCUCCUCCCCAUCCUGGCCCUCAUCAAGCUGAAGCUCGCUGCCCUCGUCCCCCUGUUCCUCGGCAUCAUCGCCUUCGCCGUCUUCAAGGCUUACCUCCUCGGCAAGAUCGCCUUCAUCGCCGCCGCCUUCGGUGCCCUCAAGAAACUCCUCGAAUCUAAGAAGUCCAGCGGCUGGUCUGAACCUGCUCAUGAAGAGCACGGUUGGGAAAACAGUGGCGGCGGCGGCGGUUGGGGCAGAUCACAAGAUGCACAAAACUUAGCCUACGGCGCUCACGCCAAACAGCUAUAGAUUUAUUAAAUUAUUUAUUUAAUUUAUUGAGAGAUGAAUGAGCGAAUUUAUAUUAUCUUGUAUAUGUGUAUCAUAUUGAUUUAACCACCGUAAUACUUGUAUUCUAUUAUUUGAUGUGUGCCUGUGAUUUGCGUGAAAGUUACACACCAGUAUUUUAUAUAUGUUUAAUUUUGAUUGCACUAUAAGUGAUGACUGAUUUAUUUUAGUCUUUCCUUAUUUUUAUUUUUUAGUUUAAUUAUUAUAUUUACGUACAUUUAUGGCCUUCUUUUAAAGGAGGAGAGUGACAUCUAGUAUAUUUUUCACCAAAUAUUUUAAGUUUUUAUUUCCAAAGAUAUUUUUAUUUGUUUAGUUAUUAUUUUUUAUUAUUUUAUUGUGUACUUUUAGGCGUGAAUGAAAGCGGUGUAUUUAUUACCGAACGAGCUAUUUAUUAAACGUUAAUUUAUAAGCUUGUAUAGUAUGAAGUGUUGUCGAAUAAUCGAAUUUGAAAUGUAUUUACGAUGGAUCCACGUAAAACGAAACAAUAAAUUAUUUUACAAAAA
This is a messenger RNA of Cydia splendana, 2162 nucleotides long. RefSeq lists its product as uncharacterized. The coding region runs from base 16 to 1623 and encodes 535 amino acids. The record is from RefSeq and is a predicted model, not a curated record. Gene Ontology annotation, cellular component: membrane. The transcript is spliced from 6 exons. NCBI's taxonomy places the organism in Eukaryota, Metazoa, Arthropoda, Insecta, Lepidoptera, Tortricidae.